AUGACUAAUCAACUAACCCAACUGAUAUCUUCUAUUCACCAAUCUUUCGAAGUUCCAUCUUCAAAUUAUACAUUUGAUUCAUUUCCUGCUGAUUUGAAUCAAACUGAUUUUCAAUCAAGCAGUUCUGAAUAUGAAAUAUCUGGACAACAGUGUUAGUUUUGAUGGGAUAAUUGAAAUUGUAACUCUAUCAUUAACAUUUUUCAGUUUUAUUGCCAUUGCUCAUAUUAUGUGCAUUCUUAUUUAUGAUUAUUUGUUGUAUUUGUCAUUGCUUUCUCUGGUUGAUUUUGAAGUGUAUCAAAAAAUCGAGCGUAGAAAACAGUUCAAUUGAAACAGGAAAAACCAACAGCACAGAAACCAGCAAUUCAACUUCGAAUACAAAUUCAAUAAAUGUUUAA
Caenorhabditis angaria is the source of this 395-nucleotide messenger RNA. The record is from the annotation of a GenBank genome assembly. NCBI's taxonomy places the organism in Eukaryota, Metazoa, Nematoda, Chromadorea, Rhabditida, Rhabditidae.